ACAAAUCAUAGUCUUUGCCCAAAUCCCAAGCAACAUGGAUUUCGAUGCAAUUUGCGAAAAGUCCAAGGCCUUCAGCAGCAAGCCGCCAAACGAUGUCUAUCUGGAAUUCUAUGGCCUCUACAAGCAGGUGCAUGUGGGCGAUGUGAAUAUCGAGAGGCCCGCCGAUGCGGAGGGCGCCGCCAAAUACGAUGCCUGGCUGAGCCGCAAGGGCAUGUCCACGGAUGCGGCCAAGGCAGCCUAUAUUGCUCUCUAUGAGAAAUACGCGCCCAUCUACACUUAAGUUGAGUUGCUAAUACCCUGUUAUAAAAAUAAAAGUGGCACAGCCAUUGCUUAGUCAGCACCCAAAACUGAUUAACUAAAUGCGA
Molecule: messenger RNA, 365 nt
Organism: Drosophila virilis
Lineage: Eukaryota; Metazoa; Arthropoda; Insecta; Diptera; Drosophilidae
Gene: Acbp5
Product: Acyl-CoA binding protein 5
Biological process (GO): fatty acid metabolic process
Molecular function (GO): fatty-acyl-CoA binding
Source: RefSeq, a predicted model, not a curated record